UCAACGCCUUAAUAGUAAUAUAAAUAAUAAGAGACCAAAAAUCACAUCUCCUGAAAUAUCUCUCCAAAUUCCACCAAUAAAUCAGGAAGCCCUCAGCUACUCAGCUUUUAGUUCUUUUACACCUCUGAUUUGCUGGAGCAAAUUAUCAUAUUCCAGCUUCUGAUGGUCAUUUUGCUAUCCGAAAAUGUCAUUAGAAGAAGUUUUCAAGGUUGUUUUUCCCUUUUUAGAUGGCGUAGACCUUGCAGCUUGUAUGUUGGUUUGUAAGAAUUGGAGACGCAUAGCUAAAGAUGAUUACUUUUGGAAAUGUGUAUGUGCAAAGAGAUGGCCUUCGAUUUGCAAACGGCCCAAUCCUCCCACCGUAACCUACUAUAAACUGUAUCAAUCGUUCUAUAAACGGCAGCAUCAGCGAACACUUCUCCCUCCAAGACUUUCCUUCGAUGACUUGGAAUUCUACAUUGACAUUUGGAGUGAAGAUAAACUGAUUUUCUCUGAUGUUGUCCCUGGUCCUGUCCUCCAGAGAGGAAUCAAGAACUUACCAGCUGGAAUUUGCAACAUGCUCAAGUUUCAUCUCGAGAGUCCCGAGUACAAGAUGAUCUUACCUGUUGACCCAAGUUUCACCGUUCCUUGGAGCCAGACUGUUAGUGUUUCAGUGCUCGUGGGGCAGAAGGACACGAAUAAAGUUGCUUGUAUAAUUAAUAAAUCACUGUUUGAUUACAUAGAUCGUACAGCUUCCAGGGCUCUAGCUUUCGACUACCUUGUCUUCUCUCCCAAUUAUCCCUUUAUUUCGGGAAUCCGGGCAUGGAUCUCCUUGCUAUUCACAGAAGAUGGAAACGACGGUGCCAUGAAUGUUUUUGGCAUUGAGCUGGACUUUUGUGAUGCUGCCAAUUCUAGAGAAGAGGUAUUGUGGCUAUUAGACAUGCUUGAUUGGAAAUGAAUGGUGGAAAGCUUGGCAGAUGUGAUAAUAAUAUGUUCAGCCUUCACUGUGCUUUUCAUGGUGGAUUCUUUCAACAUAUGUUAUUCGGAUUCCGAAGAUCAUUGGAGAUUCUAUAUCCAUGUGUUAAUAGUGAGCAUGGAACACGAAUGCUUCAAGAGAAACGAGGAGUUCGAGCAACAUGACUUUCAACUGGAAAUAAUUCAAAUGCCCUUGCACUCCUGGCUCAAGUAACAUCAUUGUCUUGCAUGUUCAUAAGUCUGUACAUUAGCACUAUGGUGUAUUCAUUUCAAUCAAUAAAUAUGAACAGUUCUUUGUAUUUAA
This is a messenger RNA of Hibiscus syriacus, 1255 nucleotides long. RefSeq names its product F-box protein At5g39250-like. Lineage: Eukaryota; Viridiplantae; Streptophyta; Magnoliopsida; Malvales; Malvaceae. Gene Ontology annotation, molecular function: protein binding. Bases 185 to 934 code for a protein of 249 amino acids. The record is from RefSeq and is a predicted model, not a curated record. The transcript has 3 exons.